Molecule: messenger RNA, 1005 nt
Organism: Lacerta agilis (Sand lizard)
Lineage: Eukaryota; Metazoa; Chordata; Lepidosauria; Squamata; Lacertidae
Product: forkhead box protein D1-like
Exons: 1
Coding region: 1-1005 (334 amino acids)
Biological process (GO): anatomical structure morphogenesis; cell differentiation; regulation of transcription by RNA polymerase II
Molecular function (GO): DNA-binding transcription factor activity, RNA polymerase II-specific; RNA polymerase II cis-regulatory region sequence-specific DNA binding
Source: RefSeq, a predicted model, not a curated record
AUGAGUGAGGAGGCAGCUUUCGAGCAGCUCCGCUGCCCGGGCUCCGAUGGAGAGGAAGACGACGCGGAGGAAGAGCUCGACGUCUCGGGCGGCCGGGCACUGCUCCGUCGACAGGAGGCGUCCGCGAGCCGCGCCCGAGCCGGCCAGGCGCCAGGCGGCGGCGGCGGCGGCGGCGACGCGGCGGCGGCGGCAAAGGCGCUGGCCAAGCCGCCCUACUCGUACAUCGCGCUGAUCACCAUGGCCAUUCUGCAGAGCCCGCGGCAGAAGCUGUCGCUGAGCGGGAUCUGCGCCUUCAUCCGCGACUGCUUCCCUUACUACGGCGAGCGCUUCCCCGCCUGGCAGAACUCCAUCCGCCACAACCUGUCGCUCAACGACUGCUUCGUCAAGGUGCCCCGCGAGCCCGGCCGCGCGGGCAAAGGCAGCGACUGGAGCCUGCACCCGGCCGCGCAGGGCAUGUUCCGCCACGGCAGCUUCCUCCGGCGCAGGAAGCGCUUCAAGCGGCCCCCGCUGCCUUCGCCCGCGGCCCCCGUCGCCGGGAUCCUGCUCUUCCCGCCGCCGGGUGUCCCCCUUAUCCGCGCAGCGCCCUGCGCUCUGCCGGACUGGCCACUGCCACUGCCGCCGCCGCCGCCGCCGCCGCGGCCCGAGAGAGCGGGGCCGCUUGGCUCCUUGCUGCCCGCCGGGAAGCGGCCCCCGGGGGCGCCGAAGAGGCCUGGCGCGGAGGGGGGCCUUCGCCGCGGCCCCCGCAGCUGCUCCUUCAGCAUCGAGAGCAUUCUGAGGGGCCCCUUGGCCGCCCCCUUCGCCUCGCCGAUCCAGCCGCAGCCACGACCCACUUUGCUGCCAUUCUUCCCGGCCUCGAAGCGGACCUCGCGGCCUCCGCAGCUCUCCUCGCGAUCCCCACCCGAGGAAGGGCAGCCGCUUUCUGAAGCCACGCGCCCUUCUCCAGCAGCACUUGAGCCCCGAUCGCCGCUGAAUGAGGCGAGCGGUGCAGCUCGGAUUGGAGCCUGA